GUUUUGAAAACAAGAGGCUCGCCGGCACUCGGCUUCGCGCUUGUCCUGUAAACGUAGAAGGAGUUUUGAGUCGUGCGACUAAUUAGUCUAAAGAGGGGGAGAGAGAGAGAGAUACAAAGAGAGAGAGAGAGAGAGAGGGAAGACAGUGGUUACGUAUCUCUUUCUUCGUAUAGAAAGAGAAAGAGAGACAGAGAAAAGACGGACGCGUUGUGAGCCGGUAUUCGCAUCUACUCGCGUGUUCUCUUUCCAUUUGCAUAUUGUUUCUUUCUUAUCCAACUUCCUCUUCCCUCUCUCCCUCUUCUCCGUUCGAUUUCCUUCGUAUAAUUCCUAACCUCCCAUAGUAUAAUAAAAAACGACAAAAACGUGACUACGAAGAUACGAAAAGAAAAAGAGAUAGAGAAAGGAAGAAAAAGAAAGAAAGAGAAAUAAAUAAAGAAAGAAAGAAAGAUGGACCCUCUUCGCGAGCAAGUGAUGAUCAAUCAAUUUGUACUGGCUGCCGGUUGUGCCAGAGAACAAGCAAGACAAUUCUUGCAAGCUACUCAUUGGCAAUUCGAGAUGGCACUUAGUCUCUUCUUCCAAGAAGUGGCGAUACCUUCUUGUACUCAGCCUGGUACUCCUUUCGGUCAAAUCACACCGUGCAAUACACCAGCAACGCCACCGAAUUUUCCGGAAGCGUUAGCUGCAUUUUCGAAAAUGUCGGCUGGUGAAAAAACUCCCACAGGCAUGUCUCCGAGCCAAAACGGGUUGCAACAAAGUUCAACGGCGACAGUGGCGCAGCAUCACGGGGUCCGGUGUAGCAUCUCCGGCAAUGCACAACAGCAAGUUGUACCGAGCCAACAACAAUUUGGCUUGGGUGAAUUACAAAGAUAAGGAGAAGAGAAGAUGCGAGCCGAUAGGAAGAUGCGUCUUAUCACGCGUUUGUACGAAGAUGUGGAGAGGAAAGAGGAAGAAAAAGAUAAUAAUAACGAUGAUGAUGAUAAUGAUGAUGAUGAUGAUGAUAAUGAUAAUGAUGAUGAUGAUGAUGAUGAUGAUGA
Messenger RNA from Vespula vulgaris, 1034 nucleotides. Its product is annotated as UBA-like domain-containing protein 2. Gene Ontology annotation, molecular function: protein binding. Lineage: Eukaryota; Metazoa; Arthropoda; Insecta; Hymenoptera; Vespidae. The transcript is spliced from 4 exons. The coding region runs from base 448 to 870 and encodes 140 amino acids. The record is from RefSeq and is a predicted model, not a curated record.